AUGAAGAUGAGCAAGCUGUACUCAAAGAACAAAGAGAAAGAAAGCGAAAAAGCGAACGAUGAUUCAACUCAAAAUAUUAAUACUCUUAAAAAAUUAUCAUCAAAGGUUAUAGUAGACACAUUAAAUAAUUUCGAUGUCAAUAAACUAUUUGAAACAAUAGAUGAACAUGUUAAAAAGUUUCCUAUUAUUAAUGAUAUAGGGAAGAAAUAUGGUGUUAAACCUUCUUAUGUUAUUGUCCCCAUUUCUGGCUUUUUACUCCUUUCAUUAAUUUUCGGAUGGGGGGCUGCAUUAAUAUGUAACGUAGUGGGUUUUGCCUACCCAGCAUACCAGUCAUUCAAGGCCGUAGAAUCACAGAGCAAAGAUGAAACAAAACUAUGGUUAACCUACUGGGUUGUCUUUUCAUUAUUCUUCUUUAUUGAAUAUCUAAUUGACAUUAUUUUAUUUUGGGUUCCUUUCUAUUAUUUAAUAAAAUUGCUUUUUCUUUUAUAUUUGUACAUGCCUCAAGUACGAGGAGCAGAAAUAGUAUACAAUUAUAUUAUACGACCGAUUUUGUUAAAACAUGAAAAAACUAUAGAUGAUACUGUUCAUAAAAUUAGCCAGACAGCUACUAAUCACUUAACACAAAUUACUGGUAACUUGACCGAAAAAUUAACUCAAGAAGGAGUCAGAAGGAGAAAUGUUUAG
Plasmodium malariae is the source of this 684-nucleotide messenger RNA. RefSeq names its product HVA22/TB2/DP1 family protein, putative. The transcript is spliced from 2 exons. The coding region runs from base 1 to 684 and encodes 227 amino acids. The record is from RefSeq and is a predicted model, not a curated record. Lineage: Eukaryota; Apicomplexa; Aconoidasida; Haemosporida; Plasmodiidae.